AUGUCUACUCCGCGACUUGUCCAUUCCCAACUCUCCUCGUCCCAGACUCCGGACCAGGACCACACCCCCCCAGGCCCUCCUCCGACAGGCCACAUUCAAGGUCACGGUCACGACCACGACCACGACCUCUCCCCUUCUUCUUCUCAGACCCGGACCCAGACCCAGGCCGUCCAGACUACAUACAAAAUGGACAGCCCGGAGCCGCACCGACCUGAUACCCCAGAAAAGAACGGCAGGUCCUCUUUCUCAUCCAUCCGCGAGAACGACUCCGACUUGGCGCAGACUUUCACCUCCUCAAAGGUCUCUUCCUAUCUGCAGAAAUCAAACGAAGCUGCCGUCUACGACUCUUCCUCCAACUCCCCUUCCCCCUUGGCCUCCCCUUCCCUAGACAUGGGUGAAGUCCAGUUCCUUCCUCCCGUCACCCUCCCCAACAGCAGACUUCAUGGCGGUUGGCAUCCUGCCACCAGCUUCAAGGGCUGGAAGCAGAUCAAUGUCAAGGGCAAGACCGCCAGCCGGAGCUACAGCGACCUCCAGAGUCUGCACAUGGCAUGGAGCACUCCUCCCGCCGCCCCAAAGAGCAAGGACAAGUAUGCUGGCGGUCGCGCGCCCAUGGAAAGGCUUCCUCUCGAGCUGCUAGGAUCCAUCAUUGAGCUUCUCGUCCUCGAUAUCCCUCCGCCGUACGGCACCGCGCGCCGCAACGUCGACCUGAUGGCUCUGCUCCUUACCUCCAGAACACUCCACGCUGCCACGCUCAACACCCUCUACAAGCACAUUACCAUCCCGCAUUCGAGAAUCUUCCGCAAGUUCCUCUCCAACAUCACAACACACACUGCGCUGGGCACCAUCGUGCGGCGCAUGGACUUUAGCCACUUCAACAACGCGACCUUGUUCGAGUCCGCCAGCGAGCGCAAGGGAACUAGAAACCUCACGGCGGAGACAUUGAUUCAAUGCCUCAAACUGACGCCACACCUCCAGGAGUUCCUGGCCAUGGAGCACAUCGACGACGAUCUCGGCCCCGACGUCUUGCAAAAGCUCUUCUUUGACAUGCCGCGGCUUCGGGCUCUCGACUUCGCAGGAUGCACUUCGCCGGCAUUCAAGAACUCCUUCGCCUCACUGGUCUCGAUGGAAUGGCCUGACGCAUUGUCCGUCACCCGAUUGUCAUUCCACAAGUGCCUGACGCUUCCCUCUACCCUCUUCGAGAAGAUCCUCCCGCGCCUGACCAACGUCACGCACUUGGACCUCGCCCAGACUAAGAUCACGGACCGAGCUCUCCAGUCUAUCCCGGUUACGGCCAAGAUCACCCACUUGAACAUUGCCAAGUGCACUCUCCUCACGGCGCCAAACGUUAUCAACUUCCUUGCUAACCACCCGGCGGUCAAGAACCUGGUGUACCUGAGUGUGGCCACCGAUGCUCGGAGCCACCAGCUUCUGGAUGUGGAGGAUGUAACCCAACUCAUUCCCGUGCUGCCCAAGACCCUCAAGUCAUUGAGUCUGAAGGGUAGCCGCAUGGAUGAUAUCCACAUCGAUCUGCUGCGGCCACUGACCAAGUCUCUCGAGGAGCUGGCAGUCGGACGCAACAUGGACGUCAACGCCGCCGCUAAGCUUCUUGAGCCGGCGGAUCCCGAGAAGGAGGAAGAGCCCCACACGCUGCGCUACCUCGAUCUUUCCGACCUUUGGGGCAGUGAGCUAGACAUCGUUGACCUUUUCUCGUCUCGGAACUCCUUGCUUCGACCGAGCUCGGCGCCGCUCGAGGUCGUGGAGGUCUCGGAGCAAUCGUUUAAGAGCCUCUCUCGCAACAAGACCCUCGAGCGGAUUGGUUGGUCCCUGCAGGAGAUCGGAAGCCGAUGCUGGAUGGUCCGACUCCAGGACCACCGUAUUGACAGCGAUCGCGGCUACCGAUGGUGGAAGAUGGGCGCCGACAACUGGGGCAUGCGCAAGAUCCCGGUCGCACGCGCCGAAGUCGGGGGCAUGUUCCGCUCCCUCCUCCUCGUCUUCGGCCCAAUCCUCCUUCCGAAAGCAAUCUCUGCCUACCGCUCAAUCCGAGCCGCCUCCCAGUACCGCGCCGAACCCAUCCCGCCUCCGCCCAACGUAACCCGCGCCCUCGCCUUCCUGACCAUCCUGGUCCUUUUCUACCUCGCAAAGACGCUUCCCCUCUUCGCCCCCGAGAACGUCUUCUCCCUCACCCAGUCCCGCCUCCAGAUCCCCGUCGACGUCCUCUUCACCCGCCUCGCGUCCCUCCGGCCCGACAACGUCCUCACGGAAGCCGACGAGCGCCUGCGCGCCCGCUUCGUCAACCUCGAAUCCCGCCUGCUCUACCUCCAGCUCGGCCCCGCCACGCUGGCAGACUGUCCGUUUUGCAAGUCCGACGAGCCCAAGAGCUACUUCUACUACGCCUUGCCCGCGAUCGUGCUCCCUCACCUGCUGAACCUCGCCGCGGUAGCAUUCGUCACGUCGGCGUCCGUCACGGGCCGCGACGGCGCGAGAUGGAGGAGUUACGCGACCAUGGCCGCCGCGGCGCUCUGCAUCGCUGACCUGAGCCUGGUGAACCAGUACGACUACUCGGCCAACGCGUCCGCGCUGCGGCUCCCCGAGAUCGACUUCUUUUACUGGAAGGCCCGCGCGCUGCGUUUCAUCGCCCUCGCCCUCCUCGACGUCGGCCUGGGAGGCUUGGUGUACCUGUCUAGCACCCGUCGGGCGUUUGUGCAACCCCCCUCCGAGGCGGAGAGGAUCGAGGCGGGCAACCGCGUUCUGAGCACCAUCAGGAGUAAGCUCAACGCGCUGGGGAUCGUCAAGAACACCACGCUGCGGGACGAGGAGCUGCGUGCGAGGAGCCAGGCGUAUUGGUUGCAUGAGGUGCGGCUUGUCAGGGAGGUCAUGGAGGAGAGAGAGGUCAUUGAGGGGGUAAACGAUGCGUUGGGGAACCGCAUCAAUAUCCAGAGCAUUACGGCCGAUGCGGAGGCGUACGCGCAGAGUGUCUUUUCACCGCUAGAACAAAGCAUCGAGAAGCCGGAGUAG
Messenger RNA from Colletotrichum karsti, 3015 nucleotides. RefSeq names its product leucine rich repeat domain protein. Bases 1 to 3015 code for a protein of 1004 amino acids. Lineage: Eukaryota; Fungi; Ascomycota; Sordariomycetes; Glomerellales; Glomerellaceae. The record is from RefSeq and is a predicted model, not a curated record. The transcript is spliced from 3 exons.